CCAGAUUUGAACGCUCUAUCCUCUCCCCCUCUUUCUUGCACCCUCUUUGGUCGAUCCGCCGAUGGGUUGUCUCAUCCUCUCUCUCUCCGCCGCCGCCGCUGAGAUCUCCGGGUGUUUAUUUUCUGUUGGCCCUUUUAGCUUUUCGAUCGCCGCCGAUGGAGGGGAACAGCUGGAGGCCUGGCCAGGGGGAGCCCUCCACCGCUGACGCCACGGCCGGUGACGCCACGGCAGGCGACUGGCGGUGCCAGCUGCAGCACGAUGCGCGGCAGAGGAUCGUCAAUAAGAUAAUGGACACUUUAAAGAGACAUUUGCCUAUUUCUGUGCCGGAAGGCUUAAAUGAACUUCAGAAAAUUGCUGUUCGAUUUGAAGAGAAGAUAUAUACUGCAGCUACAAGCCAGUCUGAUUAUGUGAGGAAAAUUUCUGUGAAAUUGCUUUCGAUGGAGACAAAGACUCAGCAUACUCCUCCAAUGCCGAACACCACCAUUCCAAACCAAAAUCCUACAGACCCAGGUAUUGACAUGAUAGGACAUAUUGCUUUGUCUUAAUGCAAUGUCGUAAAAGAUUUAAAUUAGACAUUCUGGGUAUUGGAGAAAUUGUUGUAUGCUUGGCAUCUAAAAGAAACUCACAGAUACUGCUCUUUGUUUAUUUUCACUUUUUAUUUUGGUUUAUAGACUAUGUGAAGCAGAUAAAUGCUCUGAGCUUUUUCUACAUGUAAAAUAUCAUUUGGUGUUGCACCAUGUACAUUCUCUCCCUACCUUUCGUAUAGUUUUAUUUGGUCCCUUUUUUCUGUAUAAUUGGCGUCUAUUGUUGUUUCUUAAUAUGUUUUUCUUAUCGUUUUUAGUACUUGUCCUAUGCAUGUUAUUUAAUAGCUCGAAUGGGUCAAAGUAGGACAAUAUUAUGGAAACCUUGACCAUAUUGAACCUAACCCAGCAUCAUAUGGGGAUUCUUUGGUCCAUGUACCCAUUGACAUGUUAACCGCCUUGACCGGCCAAACCCGUGCAACAUGAUGCAUACCCAAACUAACUAAGACUUUUUUGACCACUCCUUGCAGCCAUGGUAUGUCGUACCAUACCAAAUCGGGCAGUACAUAGUAUACUGUACCGUACUGGUACAUGGUGUGGAGGGUAUACCGACACUCGAUACGUUUAAUCGAUCUCGUAUUGUACCAUACCGAUACAGUGAUAGCAUGACACUAGUACGGAGCUCGGUAUCGAGACGGCGUACCUUACUUGCAACUCUUGAUGCAUCAAAUUGAGGUGAAUAUUACAACUAAUAUUAAAAAAGCAUCGAUUGAUCUCAAAGGCUUUUCACCUAGUUCAAGACUCAACCCGAUCUAAGUAAAACUUUAUUCUCAUUGUGUGAGUACAGUCAAAACUUUGAUCCGUAUCUGACAUGUUUAAAGUCCGGGUCAAAAAAUUUGACCUAUUACAUAGCCCAAACUAAAGUCCUUGUCCUAAAUAUUACCUAAACAGGUGCAGGUCAGGUAGACUUUUGGUUUUCAGUCAAUUUUUGCCACCCAUUUUAUAGGUAUAAAAGCCUACCUUAUUGGUUAGAUAUCAUGAGUUUAUGCAUUUAGGUGCUUGCUUCCACUAUUCAUUCG
This is a messenger RNA of Phoenix dactylifera (date palm), 1600 nucleotides long. Lineage: Eukaryota; Viridiplantae; Streptophyta; Magnoliopsida; Arecales; Arecaceae. The record is from RefSeq and is a predicted model, not a curated record.